AGAGCGUCUCCGAUCUGCGCGUCGCGCUAUUCGCUGGCCAGAGCUGCGGGGCGCGUUCAGUCUGCUCCAAGCCGCGAACGCGACAACUUGCGCCGCGACCCAACGCGAAAACAAACCGCGCUCCGUAUUCUUGCUCUCUCUCUCUCCUCUUACGGGAUUUCUAGAGGGAUCGUAACGAGCCGAUAAAUCCAUCUCGGGUAAAUAUAUAUUUUCUCGACGGCCGGCCUUUUCUCUCGACACGAGGCCGUCUCUCGUAAAGAGAAGAGGAGUGAAUCGUCGUCGUUGCGUCGGAAAAAGCGUUUUAACAUAUGAUACCAACGGGAAAGGAGGAUACCUCGCGAUCGUACUCUUUGGUGGACGUGAACACGUUACCACCGUAUCUGUACACGGAGGGAUGAGAAAAUGCCUCUGUGAUGUUGCAUCGGAGCACAUCAUCGCGACGCUGUAGGGCAUCGCGGAACAUGACGAACCUUGGCCACACCUCGCCGAUCGCCGGGCCAAGAGGGCGCCGCGCCAGCGUGGCCACCGACAAACCUGUCGACCUGCCGCCGACCACUCUCAGGGGAACGAUGGAGCGUCAACGCUCGCCACGGGGCAGCAUCGUCCCCCCCGAUAUCGCUCUUGACAUGGGAAACGGCGUCGAGGCCGUGGUCAACCACAAGCCGCUUCCGGACCAGUACGGCGACGCGAGGAGCCAGGCGGCGUUCAACCAGAAGAUGGUUUCGCGAAGCCCGCGAAACUCGCUGGUCCCGGACGAUUACUAUCGAACCAGCCGCAACGGUGGCGUGUCGCGAAGCCCUCGCAACAGUUUGGUCCCGGACGCGAAUCCCGACCUGCUCUACAGCUCGCGCCACUCGUUGCUCCCCGACCCUCCUCCUCUCAGCCCGCGAAACUCGUUGGUGGCGGAUGGCGGGCACAACAGGAGCCCGAGGAACAGCCUGGUCCCGUUGACCGGGUCGAGGACGUCCCUCGUGUCCGAGAACGGGAACCUGGGAUCUCGGGGAAGCCCCCGCCACUCUUUGAUACCGAACUCGUCGAGGAGCCCGAGGGGGAGCGUGACGAACAUGGAGCUGGUCGAUCGAAGCCCCCAGAGAAGCCCGAGAGGGUCCAUAGCGUCGGAGUGCUUGAACCAGAGCCCGAGGAGCUCGAUUGUCCCGUACGAGAGAUCGUCGCGGGGGAGCAUCGGCGUGAACGAGGCGGCGGCGCACAGAGGAUCGAUCGGGGCCAAGGAGGAGGAGGAGGCGGCGAGGAGCCCGCGUCGCGGCAUCGAUCCCGAGCACGCGAUCGACAGGACGCCGAGGGGGAGCCUGAGCGGGUUGCAGGAGAGGAGAGGCACAAAGGCGAGCCUGAUAGCGCAGGAUCCGAGGAGGGGUUCGGCCGAUCAAGGGGUGAACGGCAAUCGAAAUUCCUCCCCCUCUCGGGAGAGGAAGGAGGUGAACACGGGAAGUGUCAAAUCCCGCGGAAGCACGGUCCAGAUCAAUUUAGGAUAUGGGCCAAACACCUUCGAGGAUUCUAGACGGGCCAGCAGCUCCGUCUCCCAGUUUUCAGGCGACGAGUCGCGGCGUCUUUUCGCCAACGGGGCCAAAGUGGCGGAGAACACGGCCGAGAGCAGGAAUCUGGGCGUGAUUACCUACGGUUCCGUGGUGUUCCAGUUGAAGGACGCGAAUCUCGAGGCGAACAACAUCUGCGACUUCGUGUUUCGGGGGAUGAGGGUCGUGUGUAGAACAAGGGUCGUUACAGUGUGCCUGUUCUGCCUGUCCGCAGUCCCGAUUCUCAUGUUGAUUUACGGUUGGAACUACUCGAAAGACUGUCCAAAGGAGCCAAGGAUACCCAUGUACCUGGUGAUCGGCGGAACAUUCGGAACCAUGCUCAUGAUGCUGCUCAUCUACUCGCAGAUACAGUCGAGGAGGCCGGAAAUGCCCCCUGUUCCAUCCAACAGGCCCCAAAUUUCCUUCAUGAAAUUGAUCAUCAUCGUGUUAUCAUGCUUCCUGCUCGGCUGGUUCGUGAUGGGAAAUUAUUGGAUACUUCACAUCAUGUGGCCAUCGUACACGUUCUUGUUGCACACUCCGAACGACCACUGUCACAAAACGCUCUACCUGUUCUCCCUGGUGCAUCUUGGCGUGAUGUACAUCACGUUCGGGAUCAUGCUGCUCGUGGUGACCGUGCUGGCGUCUUUCAGAAUCCUAGCCUGCCCCUUAUCGGAAAGAUACAAAUAACCACAGGAGUUGUUCACUCGCGUGAGAGAGGCGGUGGGCGAGAAAGGGCGGGCGGAGGAUGGGCGGAGCGCGGUCCAAGGGCAACUUCUGAAGGGAGUCAUAAAGCGGAGCGAGUAUCGUGCGAAGCAACGAAACGACGAGAUCGUUUCCAACGAUCGGAUCGCCAAUCGUGAAUCUAACCUGUCGAAUCGCGAUCUCGUGGCCAAUGGAAAAGGGGUACACUUUCGAUUGAACUUGGGCUGCGACGUCGAUUCGGACGAUGGCAACCGGCGAUUCGUUACUUAGCGAAAAUCUCGCGAGGAUCGAAGUCGGCGUUGAAAAGGAGAGGAGGCGUAAAGGAGAAGAAUCGCGUUACCUGGAUUCGAGGAAAAAAAACCUUUGCGAAAAAAGAUCGCUUCCCGACUUUCCAUCCCAAUUAAUCCGUUCUUACCGAUUUCAACCGUGAUCAACCGUUAACGAAGACGAAUGAAUUUCGGGGAAAAUUGAACGUUUCCAAGAUGAAACGAUUCCACGAAACGGAAGGGAAUAAACGUGAUAUACGUUCCUAGCUAAUUACACGUGGGUGCGUUCCAUUACUCAGAAUCCAUGAGAAUACCACUUCGUGGAAAACGGUCCAUUGUUUAUCGUGCUGGAUCGCAUUAUUAUUGCUGGAUUUCCAAGUGUAAAACAAUUUGCGGCGUUCGCAAAUGAUACGGGGGAAAUGAUGGAAACGAAUUGAAUUCGUUUUGAGAAACGAACGAUCAAGAACGAAGGAUAAACAAGGUCUCGAAGUAUCGCGAGGCAGGCUGCCAUUCGAUUAAAUCCGAAAUUAAUUCAUCGAGAAUCCAUGGAGAACAACGUUCCUCUUCGAAUCGCGAAUAUUUGGAAGAAAGGAGUCGGAGCAAAGAGGAAAACAGAUCAAAAGAUCCCGUAUUUGCCUAUACGUUAAAGAUUACAGAAAAGUAAACCGGAGGAGAUUUUUAACGUGGAGGAUCUCGUCCAAAGAAAUUCGAGUAUCUCGAGAGAGAGGGGAAGCUCGAUAAAUCGUUCAUUCGAUAAUAUUUAUCAAAGGGAUCGAAGGUAAGCUUUUGUCUUUUCUUUUCUUUUCCUUCCUUCUUUUCUUUUUUUCAACACUUUCGAACGUCUCGAAAAUUCACGCUCGAUGAUCCAUUUGAAUCAAGGAAGAGGAUGUCGACUUUUUGUCCAAGUUCGUUUGACUGUAAUAUCGAUUGGUUUUACCGUCACGUCGAAAAUCCGUACAAACUUUUUCAUACGUAUUUUUCUUUUUUUUUCAUCGACGAUCAUGAGACGUCCAUUCACACCGUAGCUGAAACUAUUAACAGUAUCGCGUAACCGACUGAAAUCCUGAAUUCAACUUAAUCGACACCAAUUCUUUUUUAUUUCAUAAACUACGUUCAACCAUUGUUUUCCGUAACGAUCCGUUCUAUUGAAACAGACUCUCGUGAAUGAGCUUUUUUCGUUAAAUAUAGAUUCGCAAGUACAAACGAAAAAAAAAAAAAAAUCACGAGAUGAAUCGCGAUGAUUUGAUUUGUGCCCGUUUUGUCCUUAAAAUAGUGUUAAACAAAAAUGACACGUGAACAUUUUUAUGUUCCGUUAUUCGUUAUUCGAUGAAAUGCGGAGCCGAUAUCGGAUGAUAAAAGCUUAAACGGAAACUGUAAAUUAUUUGAAAGGAUAACGUAUCGAUGUCUGUCGUUCGUUGCACGAGGCCGCGUUGAAAAUGCCCCCUCAAAACAGAGUCCAAAAACCGUGGUGCGUCCACGCGUGUCCGAUAGAUAUCACCGUCGAAUAAAUGCCAAGAGUAUCUCGAACUCUCGAAGAGGAUAAAACGAAUAAGUGUCAAUUAAAUCAACGCAAUUUCGGAAAUUUCGUUUCGUGAGAUGACGGUCGGUGUACACGCGGUUUGAUGUAUACAUAAA
Messenger RNA from Apis florea (little honeybee), 4132 nucleotides. RefSeq lists its product as uncharacterized. The record is from RefSeq and is a predicted model, not a curated record. NCBI's taxonomy places the organism in Eukaryota, Metazoa, Arthropoda, Insecta, Hymenoptera, Apidae.